This is a messenger RNA of Girardinichthys multiradiatus, 1629 nucleotides long. RefSeq names its product hemogen (gene hemgn). Bases 228 to 1244 code for a protein of 338 amino acids. The transcript is spliced from 7 exons. The record is from RefSeq and is a predicted model, not a curated record. NCBI's taxonomy places the organism in Eukaryota, Metazoa, Chordata, Actinopteri, Cyprinodontiformes, Goodeidae.
GUCGAAGUUGCGAAGGAGAGAGAACGGAAAUUUAGUGAGGAAAAAAACAAAAAAACAAAGAUGGAGACGGUUCCUUUCUGCCAGGGCUUCAAAGACGACAGAGCGACAACAUGGCGACUCCACAGCUACAAAGAAGGCACAGAGGUCUUCAGAUCGAUGCACCUUUGAAGUACCAAAGUUGAAGUACAAGCAGCGAGCUCUUUGCCAACUCCUCCAGCUUUACAAACAUGAUAAGGCCGAAGCAGCAAGAACUCUCCCAGCUCUCUGCAGACAGAAUGGAGGAGACAUUGCAACAGGAGAAAAUACAAGAACCGGAGAAUAAAAGCCAGAAUGAGGAGGAAGGUGGGAUCCGGCGGCGACUGCGAGACAGGGAGCUUCUCAGGAAGAGAAAAGCUGAAGCACAAGAGAAGGAAACUAACCAGUGGGUUUUUGGGGUGGAGAGCCAAAGGAAAAGAUCGAGGGCCGAGAACAACAGAGGCACAAAGAGGAGAGGGAGGCCUCAGAAGUCCGAUCCCAUCCUACAGUUUCCAGUUAUUCAGGAAGAGGCAGGUGAUCUUGCAGUAGUGGUGGUGCCUGCACCUGCUGAUGUCAUCUCGGACCAGAUACUGAGCUCUCAGAAUGCCAUGCUGGGUGUGGAGUCACAACAAGUUCCAAAUCUAGAUGCAACUCCUCCUGUUCCAGUUCUUGAACUGGCCCGGAACUCAGUUUUUGGGAAGUUAGAUGUAGAUUCUGCUCCAGUUCCUGUCCAAGAUUCAGCUCAAGCUGUUCCAGGUCCAGUACAAGCUUCCUAUGCCCCCCUGGUCCCAGUAAAAGCUUCCUGUGUGGUCCCAAUCCCAGCUCCUGAUGAUGUUCCAGUCCAGCUUCAAGCUCCUGAUGAUGUUCCAGUCCAGCUUCAAGCUCCUGAUGAUGUUCCUGUCCCAGUUCAAUUUCCUGAUACAGUUCUAGUCCAUGCUUCAUCCCAAGACUCUGUCCCAGCUGCAGUUCUUGCUCCUCCCUCAGCUCCUUCCCGGGUAGAGACCCUCUACACAGAGUCACGAGGCAGAGAGAUCCUAGACCAGGUCUUGAUAGAGGACUUGGGCCCUGAUGAUGAAGAUGACAUCUCUCCUUCGCAAAACAACAGAGCAGAUAAAGGUUUAAAUGAAACACAGCUGAUGAACACAGCUGAACAAAACAAAACUUACUCAGUUCCAACGCUGUCCAGUCCUCCUCUGCCUCAGGAAUAUCUUCCAGGAAAUCAGUUCUAAACAUUCCCGUUCGGAUGUUGCUGCAGUCCAGAUCACGCAAAGCCAGAUCUUUUUUUGUAGGUCACACUGUGUGUCUAAAGUUUCUUUUGGUUAGUUUGCAUUUUCUUAUUGAAGAGAGCCAUUUACUGCUUGUUUAAAAACGCUUGAAUGCAAAUCCAACCUGCAUGGUUAUUUAUUCUGAAAUGUGCUUUAAUGCAAGCUUAAUACAAAUUUAUCUUUUUUUUGUACCAUGGAAUAAGCAAAGAGAUGACAUUUUCUUUCUUUAUUUAAGCAGCAAUAUCUAACAAUUGUACUGAAAGCUCAACAUUGUAUUUGUAAUAGUGGGUUAUCUUUAAUUUGAUUUUGUAAAAAAUAUAAAAUAAAAUUCACUGCUUACAUCAUAAAA